Coregonus sp. 'balchen' is the source of this 13982-nucleotide messenger RNA. The record is from the annotation of a GenBank genome assembly. Lineage: Eukaryota; Metazoa; Chordata; Actinopteri; Salmoniformes; Salmonidae.
AUGAUGCCUCAGCGGAACCCCCCGUGUUCAGCAAUGGAUCAGUCUGAUCCUGAUCUCCCUCCCAGCCGCUGCCAGGUGGACUGUACCAAUGAGGUGGCAGUAGAGGGGGGCCAGAGGAAUGGGGGUGGUGUCGCUUUGUCCUCCCCAGAGAGCAGCAGCGUGAACGGAGACGGCAACCGGAAGCGUAGUGGUAAGAGCCGUCGCCGUCGGAAACGCUCCACUCAACCUGACAACCGCCCAGCAUCCGUUGCCGUGGAGAUGCAUCCGCCUCCACCACCUGGCCAGGGGGACGGUAGCCAUGCCCCUGUCCCUGACACCCCCAGCACGGUCCUGCUCGGCAUGCGGUCUGAGUGUGGAUCUGUGUGGUUUGACCGCAGUGUGUAUGAGCAGGCUGAGAGUCUGUAUCACUGCUGGUUGACACGCUCUGCCAACUGGGCGAAGACACGGCCCAGCAGCUCACCCUCGCCCCCUGCCCUGGCUGCUGACAACCACCCCACCUCCCCUCCACCCUCACCCCCUGCCCCGAGCCACCCCACCACCCUUCCAGCCAUAGUAGCUGAAGAGCAUUGGGUUGUUGCAGAGCCCCUGCAGCCAGCAGCCUCAGACUUCCUGGCCCUGCCCGCCAACAGCGCCGCCACACCAGACGAGGGUUACCUGUCCCUGGCCCAUACCCCGCCGGCGGCCUCUCCACUGACCUCGGCCCAGGCCCCUGGCCAGCUGGUGAACGGGCUGCCCCGUCUCCCCAUGGAGCUGCUGAGGGGCGUGUGGCUGGAGAAGCAUCUCUACGACCUGGCCGAGGCCGCCUUCUACCAGAGCCUCUGCGGCAACAACCGCUCUCCCAACAGCAACAACCUGGUUGGUGGAGCCUCCACCUCACGUACCAACCCUAACGCUCCCUCAACCUCAAGGGGUAGUGGAGACCACCCACAGAGUCUUAUGGAAGAGGAGGAAGUGUUAGAAGAAGCAGCCAUGGUCUCACAGGGGAAGGACGAAGUCUUCCACUCUCUGCGCACCAUUCAGGAGGAGGAGGAACCUGCUGACAUCACAGAGGAGGAAGGUGUGGCCAUGUACUUCCUGCAUCCAGACAGUGAGAGGGUGUGGCUAGACCGGGGAGGCUACGAGGAUGCAGAGAGACGUUUCUACGGUUAUCACCAGAAUGUACCUGUGGAGUCAACAGUAGCCAACAGAGAGGAGAGGGCUCUUGGGGAAGAAGAUACUGCGGCGUCAGCAACGUCAUCGCCAGCAUCACCGGUCACAUGCAACGGCCCUCUGAGGGAGAAGUAUGACCCAUCCCAGGAGUCUGGACCUCCACAAAAAAAACCAGCUUCAUUUGACUCUUUCUCCUUUUCAUUGCCGUUUUCUUUCUUGAAUUGGUUCAUUUGUUUUAUUUCUUUACUUGUUUUCUGUGUUUUUGUUUGCUCAUUUGUCUCUGUUUUUUAUUUGCUUUACCCUUUUCAUUUGUGUUUUCUUGCAUGAUUAUUUAUUUUACUCAAUGUUGGUGGUCUUCAAAGAUUUGUCCCAGGGGCGCAACUUUGGUUUUAGAAGGGGGGGGUGGUGGACAUAACCUGGCGGGGGUCCUCCCUCAGAAUGUUUUGGCCAUUCUAAUGCUCAUUUCAUGCUUUUCUACACAAUCUAAUACGACCCUUUUGGGGUCAUUUUGUGGUCACUUUUAUUAUAAAUAAGAAUAGAAUAUGUUUCUAAACACUUCUACAUGAAUAAAUUGUGAAUAAUGAUGAGUGAGAAAGUUAUAGAAACACAUAUCAUACCCCCCCCAAAAAUGCUAACCUCCCCUGUUAUUGUAAUGGUGAGGAGUUAGCCUGUCUUGGGGGUAUGAUAUUUGUGCAUCUAACUUUCUCACACGUCAUUAUUCACGAUUCAUUCAGGAUUAUACGUAAUCAUGGUAGCAUCCACAUUAAUGUAGAAGUGCUUAAAAACAUUAUGUUCUUAUUUACAAUAAAAGUGACUCCAAAAUGACACAAUACAUUAUUUACAAUUUCAUUUCUAUUGGGCACAAAAUCAUCUGAAACACAACCAAAACAAACAGCAAAUGCAUCCAACACAUUUUGUAGAGUCACAAGCUUCAUGUAGUCAUUGAGUGCUAUGAAUGUGGGACCAAAUACAUAACUUUUUACAACUUUCUAAUACACAUAAGUGAAAUUGUCCCAAUACUUUUGCUCCCCUAAAAUGGGUGGGGGGUGGGAGACUAUGUACAAAAAGUGUUGUAAUUUCUAAACAGUUCCCCCGAUAUGGAUGCAAAUACCCUCAAAUAAAAGCUGACAGUCUGCACUUUAAGUUGGUAGUCAUUGUUUGAUUUCAAAUCCAAAACUUUGGAGUAUAGAGGCAAAAUAAGAAAAAAUGCUUCACUGUCCCAAUAAUUACGGAGGGCACUGUAAUUCAUACCAUAUGCCUAAAAGUACUGUAGAGCUCCUUUUGUCGUACAGUAUUCCAUAUAAGGCAUCCAGACCUUAUUAAAGUUGCACAGUAUACCCUUAAUCUUGUAAUAAAUCAAAUGUAGUGAUACAAAAUCUCAUUUCUGCCAUCCAUUGUGACAUUUUGGGAGGAUAACCAACCUUCCAAUUAAUGGCAAUGCAUUUCUAAGCCACUAUAAAUGCUAGGUUACAUUUUCUUCUGAUAAGUCUCCAUUAUCAACGUUUCCAAGCAAACAAAAACAGGGAGAAGGGUGGUCUUAAACUGCAGUAAUUUAUGUCUGAGAUUACAUUGCAUUCAGAAAGUAUUCAAACCCCUUGGUUUUUUUACCACAUUUUGUUACAUUGCAGCCUUAUUCUAAAAUGGAUUACAUUGAUUUGUUCAUCAAUCUACACACAAUACCCCAUAAUGACAAAGCAAAAACAGCUUUUUAGAAAUGUUUGCAAAUGUAUUAAAAAUAAAGACGGAAAUAUUACAUUUACAUAAGUAUUCAGACCCUUUACUCAGCACCGUUUGGCAGCGAUUACAGCCUCGAGUCUUCUUGGGUAUGACGCUACAAGCGUGGCACACCUGUAUUUGGGGCGUUUCUCCCAUUCUUCUCUGCAGAUCCUCUCAUGCUCUUGUCAGAUUGGAUGGGGAGCGUCACUGCACAGCUAUUUUCAGGUCUCUCUAGAGAUGUUCGAUUGGGUUCAAGUCCAGGGCUCUGGCUGGGCCACUCAAGGACAUUUAGAGAAUUGUCCCAAAGCCACUCCUGCGUUGUCUUGGCUGUGCGCUUAGGGUCAUUGUCCUGUUGGAAGGUGAACCUUCGCCCCAGUUUGAGGUCCUGAGCGCUCUGGAGCAGGUUUUCAUCAAGGAUCUCUCUGUACUUUGCUCCGUUCAUCUUUCCCUCGAUCCUGACUAGUCUCCCAGUACCUGCCGCUGAAAAACAUCCUCACACCAUGAUGCUACCACCACCAUGCUUCACCGUAGGGAUGGUGACAUGACGCUUGGCAUUCAGGCCAAAGAGUUCAAUCUUGGUUUCAUCAGACCAGAGAAUCUUUCACAUGAUCUGAAAGUCUUUAGGUGCCUUUUGGCAAACUCCAAGCGGGCUGUCGUGCCUUUGUGGAGUGGCUUCCGUCUGGCCACUCUACCAUAAAUGCCUGAUUGGUGGAGUGCUGCAGAGAUGGUUGUCUUUCUGGAAAGUUCUCCCAUCUCCACAGAGGAACUCUGAAGCUCUGUCAGAGUGACCAUCGGGUUCUUGGUCACCUCCCUGACCAAGGCCCUUCUCCCCCGAUUGCUCAGUUUGGCCGGGCGGCCAGCUCUAGGAACAGUCUUGGUGGAUCCAAAGUUCUUCCAUUUAAGAAUGAUGGAGGGAGGCCACUGUGUUCUUGGGGAUCUUCAAUGCCGCAGAACGUUUUUGGUACCCUUCCCCAGAUCUGUGCCUCGACACAAUCCUGUCUCGGAGCUCUACGGACAAUUCCUUCGAACUCAUGGCUUGUUUUUUGCUCUGACAUUCACUGUCAACUGUGGGACCUUAUGUAGACGUGUGUGCCUUUUCCAAAUCAUGUCAAAUUAAUUGAAUUUACCACAGGUGGACUAGAAACAUCUCAAGGAUGAUCAAUUGAAACCGGAUUCACCUGAGCUCAAUUUCGAGUCUCAUAGCAAAGUGUCUGAAUACUUAUGUAAAUAAGGUAAUUCAGUGUUUUAUAUUUGCCAACAUUUCUAAACCUGUUUUCGCUUUGUCAUUAUGGGGUAUUGUGUGUAGUUAGAUAAAAAUAAAAAUCCAUUUUAGAGUAAGGCUGUAAUGUAACAAAGUGGAAAAAGUCAAGGUGUCUGAAUACUUUCCGAAUACGCUGUAUGUGAACAUGACUGGGCAUUUUAAACGUAUCUGUAUCAAUUCAUCAGUAGUGUCUCCCAGGUCUUCCUCACAUUUUUGUUUUACAUGUUUUGUCAUCGGGAAAACAUUUUACAUUUUAGUAGACGCUCUUAUCCAGAGCGACUUACAGGAGCAAUUAGGGUUAAGUGCCUUGCUCAAGGGCACAUCGACAGAUUUUUCACCUAGUCGGCUCGGUGAUUAGAACCAGCGACCUUUCGGUUACUGGCACAACGCUCUUAACCACUAAGCUACCUGCCGCCCUCUAUCAACCCUUAAUACAGUUUUGUAAAUCAACUUUGUCAGACUACCUUAAAAUAGUUUCAAUCUUUGAAGCUUCAGGCUUGUCCAGUGUUUGCUGCACAGAGAUAAUAGUGUUGUAUCUGCAAAAGUUCACCUCAGCGCCGUCACAGACAGAUCUUCCCGGUCUGCCUGACCCUGAUGAGACCCAUGUCACCAUCUAAUCCUGCUCAGAUGAGGCAUGACAAAGAAUGACCUUGGUGUACAUUUAUACAUUAUAUUAUCCAAGAAUAGAAUAAAUGGUUCAAUAAUUGAAAUGACCAUUAUUCCCAGAUACCAGACUGUAGCCUACCCAUCAACUCAAGAUGGAACUUUGUAUCCAUUCACUGAUUGUUAAAAUAUUAUACUGCAAAAUUCACCUGAGCUCCGUAGACUGGUCUUCCAUGGCUGUCUGACCCUGCUGGGACACCUGUCACCAUCUGAUCCUGCUAAGACAUGAAGAGCAUAGUGUUGUGUACUGACUGUGCAUCAUGACCGUGAAGCCUGUAGAGCUGUGUAUACAGUGUCAGUGUGACAAGUAGGGAAUUAGCUAGGGAAACUGGCACAUCAAUAACGUUAUUGCUAUACUGACUGGGAUUGGGGCAAAGAUAAUACCUAACAUUAGCCAACUUUUGGCUAGCUCUAAUGAUAUAUCAACAGGUGAAAAUGAGCCAAGUUAAUUUACUUCUGUUGAAACAGGACAAAACUUAGGCUACAAAACAUUUCCAUACACACAACAGCUUUUAGAUACUGCAGUGUGACCUGACAGAUGACUAGAGCUGAACUGGCUGUGGUAGCUACUAGCUAGAUAACGUUAGUUCAUUCACUCCAGACAGAACUUCAGUCAAGAUGGGAUGAAACAUUAGCUAAUGUUACGUGUUAGUUACAUUACUAGCUCAGCACUGGGAAUAAAUACUAUUUUUUUGUUCAGUCUAAUAGCAGUUACCUUGCCAGCUAUAUCAGUCAAAUAAAGAGUAGCCAGUUUCUGCUCUGCUUGCUUUUACAACUCGGAGAAAAAGCACAACAGCUGCCUCUGUUCACACGCUCUGUGGUGUCUGCACAGUCCUAAAUCCAUCCGUCUGAAACCACCAAACAGCCUACCUGACCGCUCUGAGGCAUCCACAUGGUCCUAAAGCGCACCGAUACCACUUUUUGUAUCACAAUGCAAUGCUAAAACUGGGGGGGGACAAAUAUGCAAUUUCAGAAUGUGCAGUUCAGUGAAUUCCCCCCCCCCCCAUCCCCAGUGAAAGUUGCGCCCCUGAUUUAUCCUACUUCUAAGGAUGAUGGGGGGGGGGGGGGGGGGAUUUCACUGAAUUACUAAACGUUGGAUCCCUCUCUUCUGUCACUCAUCUGCCUCCUCUCCUUCUCUGUAGCAUCAUGAGUGCAGCAGUAGACUACCUAGCCCAGGAGAAGAUCUGGUUUGAUAAACCUCGCUACGAUGAGGCAGAGAGAGAUUUCUACGAACGCAUGAAUGGCACCUCACACCCAGCACAAGUAGGUAGUUUAUCUGUGUGUGAAUCCUCUCCCCAGUCUGUCAUGUGUGUGUGCGCAUCAGUGUCUGACCUGGUCCCCUGUACUUUACACUAUAGGAGCUGGGAGCCAACAGCAUCCUGCAGGACAUAGCCCGGGCCAGAGAAAACAUCCAGAAGUCCCUAGCAGGAGUGAGUGUAAUAUAAUGCACAUCUGAGCCUUCAUACACCCCAUCUCUCACAUUAUCUGCUUUAAAGCUGCACUGAAAGUAAGAUCAUCACCUUUUUAAUGUAGAUCAUCUUUUGUAGUGUGUUAUAUGGUCAAAGACCCCCCCCCCCCCCCCCCCACACACACACACACACACACACACAUGGCCAAAUGUAUGUGGACACCUGCUAGUCGAACAUCUCAUUCAUGGGCAUUAAUAUGGAAUUGGUCCCUGUCGUAUAAAUAUUUGACUCAAAAGUAGUCAACUCAAAAAUAUCUCUCAAACUGGAGCUUGUGAAUCCAAAAAUUAGACUUUUAUUAUCUAAUAACAAAAGCCGAGCAGUUCCAUGGAACGACUGUGUCGCUUUGGCUUAGCGCUCCCUUUUAUACACACACAAAUGCACAAACAUGCUUACAUGGCAAAUACAGUUACCCCCUUAUGGCAAAUUCCUAACUUAUUUUAGUUCUGCACCACCCUUUUUCAACGUCCAGCUGUCACACAAUGUCCACUCCAAAAGGUCAUGAAUGCUUUUUUCUAUAUGAAGCCUCUCAUCUUAUCAUUCUAUUGGCUGCGUGGCUCAGGCCCCUUCUUAAAAAAGAACUAAUGUAAAGCAUACUGUGUCCAUAAUAAGUAUAUGGGUUAUAGGUUAAGAGCUUUUGUGAAAGAGCACAUGCAUUCAUUUAAAACAUAGUAUAUACUACAUGGCUAUAUUCCUUAUUUAAGCAUGCAUCUGGAUUAUAAAAUAUCAAACAUGUUUAUUAUAUUUUACCUUUGGCAUCUCCCUACAUUUUCCUUAAUGAUACAUAAAAUAUUUAUAUAUCCCCUCUUUGCUGCUUUAACAGCCUCCACUCUUCUGGGAAGGCUUUCCACUAGAUGUUGGAACAUUGCUGCUGGGACUUGCUUCCAUUCGACCACCAGAGCAUUAGUGAGGUCAGGCACUGAUGUUGGGUGAUUAGGCCUGGCUCGCAGUCGGCGUUCCAAUUCAUCCCAAAGGUGUUCGAUGGGGUUGAGGUCAAGUUCUUCCACAUCCAUCUCGACAAACCAUUUCUGUAUGGAUCUCAUUUUGUGCGCUGGGGCAUUGUCAUGCUGAAACAGGAAAGGGCCUUCCCCAAACUGUUGCCACAAAGUUGGAAGCACAGAAUCGUCUAGAAUGUCAUUGUAAGCUGUAGCAUUAAGAUGUCCCUUCACUAGAACUAAGGGGCCUAGCCCGAACCAUGAAAAACAGCCCCAGACCAUUAUUCCUCCUCCAACAAAGGUUACAGUUGGCACUAUGCAUUGGGGCAGGUAGCGUUCUCCUGGCAUCCGCCAAACCCAGAUUUGUCUGUCCGACUGCCAGAUGAUGAAGCGUGAUUCAUCACUCCAGAGAAGGUGUUUCCACUGCUCCAGAGUCCAAUGGCAGCGAGUUUUACUCCACUCCAGCUGACACUUGGCAUUGCACAUGGAGAUCUUCGGCUUGUGUGCGGCUGCUCGUCCAUGGAAACCCAUUUCAUGAAGCUCCCAACGAACAGUUAUUGUGCUGACGUUGCUUCCAGAGGCAGUUUGGAACUCUAUAGUGAGUGUUGCAACCGAGGGCCGAUGAUUUUUACAUGCUACAUGCUUCAGCAUUCGGCGGUCCCGUUCUGUGAGCUUGUGGCCUACCACUUUGCGGCUGAGCCAUUGUUGCUCCUAGACGUUACCACUUCACAAUAAAAGCACUUACAGUUGACCAAGGCAGCUCUCGCAGGGCAGAAACUGACUUGUUGGAAAGGUGCCGUCCUAUGACGGUGCCACGUUGAAAGUCACUUAGCUCUUCAGUAAGGCCAUUCUACUGUCAAUGUUUAUCUAUGGAGAUUGCAUGGCUGUGUGCUCUAUUUUAUACACCUGUCACUGAAAUAGCCGUGUGUACGUACGUACAUACAGUACCAGUCAAACGUUUAGACACACCUACUCAUUCAAGGGUAUUUCUUUAUUUUUACAAUUUUCUACAUUGUAGAAUAAUAAUAAUAAUAGUGAAGACAUCAAAACUAUGGAAUCAUGUAGUAACCAAAAAAGUGUUAAACAAAUCAAAAUAUAUUUUAUAUUUCAGAUUCUUCAAAUAGCCACCCUUUGCCUUGAUGACAGCUUUGCACACUCUUGGCAUUCUCUCAACCAGCUUCACCUGGAAUGCUUUUCCAACAGUCUUGAAGGAGUUCCCACAUAUGUAGUCCCGUGUAGCUCAGUUGGUAGAGCAUGGCGCUUGCAACGCCAGGGUUGUGGGUUCGUUUCCCACGGGGGGCCAGUAUGGGGAAAAAAUUUUAAUAAUAAUAAUGUAUGCACUCACUAACUGUAAGUCGCUCUGGAUAAGAGUGUCUGCUAAAAUGACUAAAAUGUAAAAUGCUGAGCACUUGUUGGCUGCUUUUCCUUCACUCUGCCAACCGACUCAUCCAAAACCAUCUCAAUUGGGUUGAGGUCGGGGGAUUGUGGAGGCCAGGUCAUCUGAUGCAGCAAUCAUCACUCUCCUUCUUGGGAAAAUAGCCCUUACACAGCCUGGAGGUGUGUUGGGUCAUUGUCUUGUUGAAAAACAAAUUAUAGUCCUACUAAGGCCAAACCAGAUGGGAUGCCGUAUUGCUGCAGAAUGCUGUGGUAGCCAUGCUGGUUAAGUGUGCCUUGAAUUCUAAAUAAAUCACAGACAGUGUCACCAGCAAAGCACCCCCACACCAUAACACCACCACCUCCAUGCUUUACGGUGGGAAAUACAUAUGCAGAGAUGAUCCGUUCAACCACACCGCCUCUCACAAAGACACGGCGGUUGGAACCAAAAAUCUCAAAUUUGGAAAAAUCUCAAAUUUGGAAAUUUGGACUGGUAAAGCUAAUGAACUUAUCCUCUGCAGCAGAGGUAACUCUGGGUCUUCCAUUCCUGUGGCGGUCCUCAUGAGAGCCAGUUUCAUUAUAGCGCUUGAUGGUUUUUGCGACUGCACUUGAAGAAACUUUCAAAGUUCUUAAUGUUCCGUAUUGACUGACCUUCAUGUCUUAAAGUAAUGAUGGACUGUCGUUUCUCUUUGCUUAUUUCAGCUGUUCUUGCCAUAAUAUAGACUUGGUCUUUUACCAAAUAGGGCUAUCUUCUGUAUACCCCCCCUACCUUGUCACAACACAACUGAUUGGCUCAAACGCAUUAAGAAGGAAAUAAAUUCCACUGUUGAGCUAACGUGUGCUAAUGUGAUUAGCAUGACUGUUUUAAGUAACAGCAAACUUUCCAGGACAUAGACAUGUCUUAUAUGGGCAGAAAGCUUACAUUCUUGUUAUUCUAACUGCACUGUCCAAUUUACAGUAGCUAUUACAGUGAAAAUAUACCAUGCUAUUGUUUGAGGAGAGUGCACAACAAAACUUAUCACAGCAACUGGUUUGAUACAUUCACCUCUGAAGGUAAAUAAUGUACUUACAUUCAGUAAUCUUGCUCUGAUUUGUCUUCCUAAGGGUCCCAGAGAUGAGAUGUAGCAUAGUUUUGUUUGAUCAAAUCCAUUAUUAUAUUCAAAUGUAGGAACUGGGUUCUAUAGUUUGAACCCCUGCUGUCUCUGGCUCCACACCCACCCCGCCCGGCCAUCUAGAUGUGUGAAAGUUAGUGUAUAAGCUAAUGAUCCAUCAUGUAUGACAUUCCUGGGAGUGUGUAAACUUACAUUUUGUAUUACCGUAUCAUUUUUGUAUAUUCUCUAUAGUUAUGUACUUGAAAAUGUAUCAAUUGACCAAUUCGGCACAUUUGGGCAGACUUGAUACAACAUUGAUCCAGUGAAGCAUUGCAAUACUGGACUAUCUGAAACUUUGCACACACACUGCUGCCAACACACACUGCUGCCAUCUAGAGGCCAAAAUCUAAAUAAUGCCUAAACUGCAAUAAUAUAUUGUGGCCUUUCUCUUGCAUUUCAAAGAUGAUGGAACCAAAAAAAAAAGAACGCAUGUUUUUUUGUUUGUAUUAUCUUUUACCAGAUCUAAUGUGUUAUAUUCUCCUACAUUAAUUUCCCAUUUCCACAAACCUCAGUGUUUUCUUUCAAAUGGUAUCAAGAAUAUGCAUCUCCUUGCUUCAGGUCCUGAGCUACAGGCAGUUAGAUUUGGGUAUGUCAUUUUAGGCGAAAAUUGAAAAAAAUGGGUCUUAUCCUUAAGAGGUUAACUUUUUUGGUUACUACAUGAUUCCAUAUGUGUUAUUUCAUAGUUUUGAUGUCUUAACUAAUAUUCUACAAUGUAGAAAAUAGUAAAAAUAUGGAAAAACCCUGGAAUGAGUAGGUGUGUCCAAACUUUUGACUGGUACUGUAUAAACAAACCUUUCUGAACUGGCCAUAUCUGACGACCCAGCUAAGACUGUUUCACAGCAACAUUCUGUUUGACUAGCUAGGCGUGUUUAUGUUGACCCUGAGCUGCUGACAAGAUCCUUGAAUACCCUGGGUCAUAUUCAUUAGUGCACGCAACAGAAAUCGUUUUUCAACAAAAAUUAGAGUUUCUUAUUGGACAAGUUCAGGUAAUCGUGCCCCAUUUCAGUUUGUUUUCUUCCUUUUGGUUUCUAGUGAACACAACCCAGGCCUAUCACUUUCACUUAGAGAACAAACGGGUGUGUUUGAUUUUCAUGCUCUUUUUUAGCGAACAGGAAAUCCAAAAGUAUGAUUUCACGAGCCGUCACAAGUGUCUUUGUCUGUGUUUCAUUUCAGCCCUAGCCAUUCCUGCUCUAGCCAUACCUGCAUGUUUCAGUAGCAUAUUGUGGCUUGUAACGCUGGUUUAAGCCUGUGUGUGUGUGUGUGGGUUUGCAUGACUGACUAACACUUCAUUCGUCUGCCAAUUCCCCUGUAGACCAGUCCUCUGUAUACCUCUGCCUGAGCCCUCUUGUAGACCAGUCCUGUGUAUACCUCUGCCUGAGCCCUCCUGUAGACCAGUCCUGUGUAUACCUCUGCCUGAGCCCUCCUGUAGACCAGUCCUGUGUAUACCUCUGCCUGAUCCCUCCUGUAGACCAGUCCUGUGUAUACCUCUGCCUGAGCCCUCCUGUAGCUCUGUUUCCUUUCAACCACUGUCCCCUCAGCACCUUCAACCUAAUUCAACUCUCUCCCUCCUUCCAUCCUACCUUCCCUCCUUCCCUCCAUCCUACCUCCCCUCCUUCCUUCCAUCCCUCCCAACCCUACAGCUGAAGAAUUCACUGUUACCUAGCAGAGGCUCUGCUCAACCCCAGAACCACUAUUCUGUAAGUGUCCCACCCUGUGUGACAGUAGCUAGCUACCCCUUACUGAGAGCAAUGUGACACUCACACAAACCCUUUUUCUGGCCACCCACCCUGACCGUCCUUUCACCCCUAUCCACCUCAUUCUCCUUGUAUGAUGGGUAUGCUUCUCUCUGUCUCUGUCCCUGUCCACCCUCCUCUGAGCUUACUCUCUCUAGGUGCUGCUAAGAUGGACGCCUGUGUUUGUGUAUUAUUAUUAAUUUUUUGAAGAGUUGUGAUUGGUCAGUGUCAGGCUUCUUAUAUUUGGACACUUCUCUGUAGAAUGUUAGAAGAGUCGACUGAAAACUCCACUGAUCAUCACCAAGACCACAGACUAGGGAUGGGCAAUGUUAAUAGGAUAUCCGAAUGGACGUUUUGUAUUCUAACACUUCAUUUGUCCCAGAAAAAUUUAGGCCUAUGAAAAAGCACAACAAAAAAAAGAAUGGAAAAAGCUUUGUCUGAAUUAAUUUGUCGGUGCUUCAUUUAAUAAAACGAUACACUUUAGCUAGAAUGUAGUGUACAGCGCAUUGAGCUACUGCUGCUUCAGAUGUCAUGUGGCUUUGACAGUCCAUUGUUUAUUUAGCCUACAGAUCUGAGGAUGUACAAAGUGAUUGUUUUAUUUUCAAGCUCAUUUUCUAUCUCGUGGGCUAUGGGUUGGGUUUUACAUGAAAAAGCAUUUUACUAUCAUAGUGCAUUUAGCCCUCCGGUCAGCCCUGACAAGGGUAUGCUAUUUUCCCCACUUCAAAUGGCAAUUACCCUAUAGGCGCGCACCAACGGAGGUUCCACAGGACCUUACACAGAUCAAUGUGAAACACUCACCAGAACCUUUUUUUAAACAGAAUCAGUUCCAUGAUGGUGAACAUCAGCCUAGGCUAACGGCAACAGUGAGAGGUCUGAAAACAGCACACUGUCUGCUUUUGUGGCAUUUUGCGUAUUUCUAAUUGGUCAAGAGUAGUAUUUUUUUUUUUUUUUAUGUUGACUCUGGAUAUCCACAUUUUUAUUUGUUUAUUAUUCGAAUAGUUAAAUCAUUUAAAAUGCCCAUCCUUUCCACACUUUCUUCCUGAGUGGGAGGAGCAUUGCAUGAGCUGCAAUUGUAGCUGUCAUUCAUUGUCUAUUCUCUCUGCCUGUAGCUGUAUUCAUUUAUGAACACAACAUGUGACAUAACUGUGUUGUUCACCCUAUUGUGUCCUCAAUUUAACUGAUCAUGUUACCUGGGUUUGGCCAGUAGAGGUCGCUGGUGAUUCGCUUACAAUGACAUGCUAACUUUCGUGUGUGUGUUCAGAGUGCAGCUAAUGGGACAGGAGAUCAAGGGGAACUCGUCACACAGAUCAAGAUCCUGGAGCUAGAGAACCACAGUCUGCACCAAGGUAUGUGUGUGUGGCGUCUGUGUAUCUUACUCAAAGGUGCGUGUGUGCUUCCUUCCAUGUGGUCUUACUGACUCUCUUUCCCCUGUGUGCCUUUGUCAGUGGUGGAGGACCUGCGGUCGGCUCUGUCUAAGUUGGAGUGUCGGGUAGCGGUCCUGGAGAAAUCCCAGUCGCCAGCUGCAGCCUCCGUCCCUGCAGCACCCUGUACAAAUGUAAGCCCCUCUCACGCUGGUCCUGUGUGGUGUGAUAUAUUUGUCUUAUAUUAUUGGUCUACUCCUCACCUCCUCAGGGCACAUCCGUCCAGCAGAAGAAGACCAGUUCCCCGGUGGAGGAUGAAGAUGAUGAUAUGGACCUGUUUGGCAGUGAUGAAGAGGAGGAUGCGGAGGCCGAGCGAAUCAAAGAGCAGAGGCUGAAAGAGUAUACAGAGAAGAAGGCCAAGAAACCCACCCUCAUCGCAAAGUCCUCUAUCCUAUUAGACGUCAAGCCUGUAUGUCACAGUUCCCACCCACUCUUCCUAAUGUUCUCUCCAUCACUUUACAGUAUUUGAUAAAUAUUUAUGAUGGUAUAUUUGUAAAUUCCAGUGUGUGUUCAUGACAUUAAUAUCUGCCUUCCUGUCUCCUGGUUAUGUUCUUCCCCCUUCCCUCCCCCUCUCUCUCCACCUUCCCCUCUCUCUCUCUCGCUCUCUCAGUGGGAUGAUGAGACAGACAUGGCUAAGCUGGAGGAGUGUGUGAGGUCUGUUGUAGCUGACGGUCUGCUGUGGGGUCAGUCUAAGAUGGUUCCCGUGGGUUACGGUAUCAGGAAGCUACAGAUCCAGUGUGUUGUCGAGGACGACAAGGUGGGGACAGACCUGCUAGAGGAGGAGAUCACCAAGUUCGAGGACUACGUGAGUACAGACAUGAUUCAUACACACGCACCUUUGACAGUAUGCUAUACUGCAUGUUCUUGUACAGGUUAUCUUACCCAAAUGAGAGACGGUUGGAGACUGUUGCGUAGUUUAUCUUGAUGAAUGUUCUCUAUUCUCUUGUUCUGCAGGUCCAGAGUGUCGACGUAGCAGCUUUCAACAAGAUCUGAUUCCACCCUCUUCCUCGUCAUUGGGCCCGUCCCACAUGGCACCCUAUUCUCUUUAUAGUGCAUUACUUUGGACCAGAACUCUAUAGGCCAGGGUUCUCUGUUUUUUAUUUCUACCUGGUA